GUCUUCCGUGACUAGCGUCACGGGUCACGUGUUCAUUAUGUUUGUAGCGCUUCCAGUUUGUCCAUAGGUUCGCGAAAAUGGGCACAGACUAUGCCGAACAAAACUCACCGUAGAGCGGUAGGGCUUUUGUCAAACAUCCGAUUAUACGUGCUAAUUCGGCCACUUUGGCGAUUUGGUCCGCGUUGACAGCCAGGAUGCUCUCCAACAUGGCCCACAGACCGUGGCAGGUCUUCUGCAGGGUGUCCUGGAGUCACAGAUCGAGGUUCCCUCAGCCGUGCCUUGGUUGGCAAACAGUGGGCAUGUGUAACUCGUGGUCCAGACCCCUGGACUGUCGAGCUGCUUCGCUGGCAGUGGUCAAGGUCCACUUCUACUCUACCUUUGGAAACAGGAAAGAUGGACCUCCAAGAUUGCCGUCGGAUCCAGCUGAAAAAGUGGCUGCAAAACCCAACAUAAACACACCAGGUUCUCCACUUAAGGGGCUCACCAAAGCAGAGACCAUUCAAGUGAAAGUCCGGGCUGUCCUGAAGAAGCGCGAAUAUGGCGCAAAGUACACACAGAAUAAUUUCAUCACGGCCGUCCGAGCCAUGAAUGAGUUCUGUCUCAAACCGAGUGACCUGGAGCACCUUCGCAAGAUCCGAAGGCGCAGCCCCCACGAUGACACCGAGGCCUUCACCGUGUUCCUGCGCUCGGAUGUGGAGGCAAAAGCAUUGGAUGUGUGGGGCAGCCAAGAAGCUCUGGCCAGGGAGAGGAAUCUACGGAAGGAAGUGGAGAGAGAGUACCAAGAAAAUAUCUUUCGUAGUCAGCAGCUGUUGAAGGAAUACAAAGACUUCUGGGGAAACACAAGGCCUCGAUCAGGCAAAAGGACAACAUUUUUACAGGGUCCUGGCAAAGUGGUCAUGGUCGCCAUUUGUAUAAAUGGGCUGAACUUCUUUUUCAAGCUGCUGGCAUGGGUCUACACAGGUUCGGCGAGCAUGUUUUCCGAAGCCAUCCAUUCCUUAGCAGACACCUGCAAUCAGGCUCUGCUGGCUCUGGGCAUCAGUCAGUCGGUGCGGAACCCUGACGCUGGGCAUCCGUACGGCUUCUCCAACAUGCGCUACAUCGCCUCCCUCAUUAGCGGCGUGGGCAUUUUCAUGAUGGGUGCCGGUCUCUCCUGGUAUCAUGGCAUCAUGGGACUGCUGCACCCGGAGCCUAUUGAGUCUCUAUUAUGGGCAUACUGCAUUUUGGCAGGUUCUCUGGUGUCUGAAGGAGCCACCCUACUGGUAGCCAUCAAUGAGAUAAAGAGAAGCGCCCAAAACCACGGACUCUCCUUUUAUGAAUAUGUAAUGCAGAGCCGAGACCCGAGCACCAACGUGGUGCUACUUGAGGAUACCGCUGCCGUGCUUGGUGUCAUUAUGGCUGCGGGCUGCAUGGGACUCACGUCGCUCACAGGUAAUCCAUACUACGACAGUCUGGGCUCGCUGGGAGUGGGAACGCUGCUUGGCACAGUCUCGGCCUUCCUUAUCUACACCAACACGGAGGCACUACUGGGACGCUCCAUACAGGCGGAGCGCGUGCAGAAACUCACAGAGUUCUUGGAGAACGACCCCGCUGUGAGAGCCAUCCAUGAUGUGAAAGCCACCGACAUGGGACUGAGCAAAGUGCGCUUUAAGGCAGAAGUCGACUUUGAUGGCCGAGUAGUGACGCGCUCGUAUCUGGAAAAGCAAGACAUUGACCAAAUCCUCAAUGACAUUCAACAGGUGAAAACGCCGGAAGAUCUGGAGAACUUCAUGCUGAAACACGGUGAGAACAUCAUUGACACCCUGGGCGCUGAGGUGGACCGCUUAGAGAAAGAACUCAAGCAACGUAACCCGGAGGUGCGCCAUGUUGACCUUGAGAUCCUGUAAUAACUUAAGAACCUACAAGAUGAAGAAGAGGAAAAAGGACACGCACGUCUGCCUCUGCCGUCUGCCUCCCAUUCCCAAUGAAAAGUUCUGCCUCCUCACAGGCCUCCGUGCAGGGACGCUUGAACAUUAUUGUGACAAGUUAAUGGUACCAAACAGGUUAAACACUAUCACAUUUUAUGACAGAAGUUCUCCUCCCAUUUCAACACAGGAAUGACUGUUUUCAUUGAUGUUUCCUCCCAGAUGACUUCACUACAUGGCAUCAUAGUACCAAUCAAACCACAGUGUUCAGCCAACCCCUACCUUUUGACACGCUUAAUGAAGAUUUAUUCAGAUUUAUUACAAAUCAUACAUGUAAAAAUUUGUUCAGGUUUAAGUAGUAAAUUUUGCAUAGCCUGAACUGCAAAA
This is a messenger RNA of Hippocampus comes (tiger tail seahorse), 2288 nucleotides long. RefSeq names its product solute carrier family 30 member 9 (gene slc30a9). The record is from RefSeq and is a predicted model, not a curated record. The transcript is spliced from 18 exons. Gene Ontology annotation, molecular function: monoatomic cation transmembrane transporter activity. NCBI's taxonomy places the organism in Eukaryota, Metazoa, Chordata, Actinopteri, Syngnathiformes, Syngnathidae. Gene Ontology annotation, biological process: intracellular zinc ion homeostasis; transmembrane transport; zinc ion transport. Gene Ontology annotation, cellular component: membrane; endoplasmic reticulum. The coding region runs from base 195 to 1883 and encodes 562 amino acids.